AUGGGGCGAGCUUUCACCAUCGGGCUCGCUGCCUUUGCGGCCACAGGAUCGUUCUUGUUUGGAUAUGACAGUGGUGUGAUGACCGAUGUGAUUGAGUCGAAGAAUUUUCUCGCAUACUUCAAUACUACGCAAACAUCGUCUAUCAUCGGAGCUAUUAACAGUACAUUCUCUGGGGGAGCCGCCAUUGGCUCCCUCCAGGGAGGUCUUACGAUGGAUCGAUUCGGGCGUAAAUUUACCAUCCAAAUGGGAGCGGUCAUCUGUCUUGUUGGUGCCAUUCUCCAAGCCUCUGCCAAGAACCUUUCCAUGAUCCUUGUUGGUCGUAUCCUCGCCGGAUGGGCGGUCGGUCUCAUGUCCAUGUCGGUGCCGGUAUACCAAGCAGAAUGUGCGCAUCCUCGCUCCCGUGGGUUCAUUAUUGGUCUUGCACAGCAGAUGAUUGGUAUUGGGUUCAUUGUUAGCACAUGGGUUGGAUUCGGAUCCCUUCAUGCUCCCGAGACAAGCGAGUUCCAAUGGCGAUUUCCUCUCGCAUUCCAAGCCGUUCCAGCACUUCUCCUGGCGGUGGGGAUGUUCUUCAUGCCCGAGUCUCCUCGAUUCUUAGUUGAAAAAGAAAAGUAUGAUGAAGCGCUGAAGAUCCUUAAGAAAUUGCACUACGACGGCACAAACGAGGACUGGAUCCAAACGGAGUAUAAUGAGAUCAAGACUACCAUCCAGGCUGAGAAGUCAGUCAUGGUGUCUGGCUGGCUCGUCAUGUUCAAAGUUCCGCAAUGGCGUACCCGACUCUUACACGGUGUCCUCGUUCAAGUCUUCACCCAAAUGACCGGCGUCAACGUGAUCGGAUACUACCAAACCAUCAUCUACAACGCUUUAGGAAUUACCGGUAGCCGCAACAUCCUGGUGGCAGGAAUCUACAACUGUGUGGGUCCAAUCACAAACUUAUUCUUCAUCAUCUUCCUACUCGACCGCGUAGGACGCCGCAAGCCCAUGAUGUUCGGCGCGGCUGCGAUCGGCAUCGUCUUGAUCUGCUAUACUGGAUUACACUCACAUAACGAAGACGGAGCGAAGCGUGGGUACAGUAUCGGCGGUGUCUUCUUCAUCUUCUGCAUCACAGUCAUUUUCUCUUUAUCCUUUGGUCCCUGCAGCUGGACCUAUAUGGCUGAAGUUAUGCCAAUGCAGAUCCGAGGUAAAGGAAACGCCUUCGCCACCGGAAUUGGAAACUGGACCGUCAGUACCAUUUGGAACCAAGUAUCUCCGAUCGCACUGGAGAAAAUCCAGUGGAAGUUCUACCUUAUAUUCAUCAUAUGGAAUCUCGGCAUAACCCUCCCGACAGUCUACUUCUUCUUUAAAGAGACCAAGCAAAAGUCUCUUGAGGAAAUCGAUCUUCUCUUUGGUGGACGCGCCCUAGGCAGCUUGCCUGAGGAUGUCACUGCGAAGGGAAAUCUUGAAAUGGCCGAGACGGAGGUGUCGACUGCUAAUGUGGAACAUAGUAAGGUGUGA
Molecule: messenger RNA, 1491 nt
Organism: Aspergillus affinis
Lineage: Eukaryota; Fungi; Ascomycota; Eurotiomycetes; Eurotiales; Aspergillaceae
Product: sugar porter family MFS transporter
Exons: 6
Coding region: 1-1491 (496 amino acids)
Biological process (GO): transmembrane transport; carbohydrate transport
Cellular component (GO): membrane
Molecular function (GO): carbohydrate:proton symporter activity
Source: RefSeq, a predicted model, not a curated record